AUGGCGCCUAGACGACGUGACGACUCGGAGGAGCCCCAACCACUGCCCCCAAACAAAAGAAGGCGUACUGACGGCAACCCCUCUGACCAAGACGAGGGAGCCACUGCACCAGCCACACGAGACUUGAGGCAUACCAAUCAGGUACACAGUGAGAUGACGGCACAGUACGGGGGCGAAGACCUCCCGCUGCCUCAGUUUGUCGGCUUGUGCGGUUACCUUUGCACAAUUCUUCGAUGGGGCUACCACGUCCACACAGUCGACCUGGACGCUUUUGUUCAACUCCAUUCGUCGUUUGUCGGCAAGCUUCCAGACUUCGAACGAGAGCAAAGUGACGUGAGCAAUCCUCUCAUCCCAUCCUACCACGAGUGGUACCUCGAACAACCGAGCGAAGUACGCGAGCUCUACACCUCAUCUAUCCUCACCGAAGCACGACUGCGAGACAUCUGGCGGGAGAACCACUACGAGUUUCUCAAAGUGGAAUUGAGCUUGAUCAAGAUUGGCAAGGACCGCAAAGCACACCACGAAUUUCUCCUUCGGCAUGGAGGAACACAGCACAACGGGAGUGUUCCACCAGGUGACGGUCCUUUGGGGGAGAGACAGGCGUUCUUGCCUCCCUCGGAGGAGCAGGACGGCACGAGCGAACCUGACCAUGGUGACCGCAUGGACCAAGUGCAGCGUGAUACACUCUAG
Exophiala bonariae is the source of this 690-nucleotide messenger RNA. RefSeq lists its product as uncharacterized. The transcript has a single exon. The record is from RefSeq and is a predicted model, not a curated record. NCBI's taxonomy places the organism in Eukaryota, Fungi, Ascomycota, Eurotiomycetes, Chaetothyriales, Herpotrichiellaceae. Bases 1 to 690 code for a protein of 229 amino acids.